GAGGAGCCGGGCAGGAGGCGGCAGCCGCGGCGCGCAGUCCGGCCGCGCAGCGGGAGGGAGGCGCGAAGCAGGAAUCGGCGGCUGGGCUCGGCAGCGCAUCCAGCGCAGCUCCGCGCCCUGGUGCCGACCCCAUGCCCGCAGCCCAGCCGGCCCACCCUUGAGCGCGGGCGCCCUGCCCGCGCCCCAAGCCCGCCGGCACCAUUGCCCCGACGGCGCGUCCCGGCGGCCCGGGGCUCCCCAGGCUCCGCGCCGGCCGGAAGACGCUGCUGGCGGCCGCCGCGGGCGUGGUGAUGCUGCUGGUGCUGGUGGUGCUCAUCCCGGUGCUGGUGAGCUCGGGCGGUCCGGACGGCCACUAUGAGAUGCUGGGCACCUGCCGCAUGGUGUGCGACCCCUUCCCCGCGCGGGGCCCCGGCGCCGGCGCGCGGCCCGACGGGGGCGACGCCCUGAGCGAGCAGAGCGGCGCGCCCCCGCCCUCCACGCUGGUGCAGGGCCCCCAGGGGAAGCCGGGCCGCACGGGCAAGCCGGGCCCCCCGGGCCCCCCAGGGGAUCCGGGUCCUCCGGGCCCUGUGGGACCACCCGGGGAGAAGGGUGAGCCGGGCAAGACCGGCCCUCCCGGGCUGCCCGGCGCGGGUGGCAGCGGCGCCAUCAGCACGGCCACCUACACCACGGUGCCGCGCGUAGCCUUCUACGCCGGCCUCAAGAACCCUCACGAGGGUUACGAGGUGCUCAAGUUCGACGACGUGGUCACCAACCUCGGCAACAACUACGACGCGACCAGCGGCAAGUUUACGUGCAACAUUCCCGGCACCUACUUUUUCACCUACCAUGUCCUCAUGCGCGGCGGCGACGGCACCAGUAUGUGGGCGGAUCUCUGCAAGAACGGCCAGGUGCGGGCGAGCGCCAUAGCCCAGGACGCGGACCAGAACUACGACUAUGCCAGCAACAGCGUCAUCCUGCACCUGGACGCAGGGGACGAGGUCUUCAUCAAGCUGGACGGGGGCAAGGCACACGGCGGCAACAGCAACAAGUACAGCACCUUCUCCGGCUUCAUCAUCUACUCCGACUGAGCUCCCGUCUGAGGCUGCCCUCCCCGCCCGUGCCAGCGGGGAGAGGGGCACCGGGGAGGCAGUGCCCACCCCCUUGCCUGCCCCUGCCCGGGGACGGGACUCCAUGGCGCCUCCUCUCCGGGGUGAGGCUGGCUAGGGCAGGGGCAGGAAGACUCCCCGGCGUUCCCUCACGUCCCAGUCCCCGGCUGCCCCGUCUGACCAAAGCUACAGUAAAAAUACUUCACCCCGCCGGCUUCAGGCGCUACCCUUGGGGAGGCAGAGGCGUCCAGCUCCCCGCCGGAUUCAGAGGGGCUUGAGGGAGACGAGGGGGUAGUCAGGGGCGCUCCGGGAGGAGGUACCCGGGCAGCUGCGUGGGCAGCAUCCGUGGCCCUGGUGGACGCAUCCCCUUUUUUUUUUCCGUCCGUGGGUGUGACCCCAGCUUUCCAAAGGCAUGGCAAGGUUUAAGUUGGGAGACCCCCUUCUUGUCCCAGGGCCCCCCACCCCACCGCACUGUGUGAUGCCAAGCAACACCUUCCUUUCCCACCUGCCACACAAGGGACGCGCUUCAUGCACCACGGACCUCGGCCACACGUGUCACCCCGGGGCCUCAGCGUGGCGGGCUCUGCAGUGCAGGUGAUGAGACCAGGGGCUGAGGGCUCAGACGGAUUAGCAUGUGCUCAAUAAACCCCGCUGUUCUCUGUC
Sorex araneus (European shrew) is the source of this 1748-nucleotide messenger RNA. RefSeq names its product complement C1q like 1 (gene C1QL1). Gene Ontology annotation, molecular function: protein binding. The coding region runs from base 291 to 1067 and encodes 258 amino acids. The record is from RefSeq and is a predicted model, not a curated record. The transcript has 2 exons. Lineage: Eukaryota; Metazoa; Chordata; Mammalia; Eulipotyphla; Soricidae.